CAGCAGGCUCCUGCUCAUUGUGUCCUGAUUGUUAUGUGGCGGCUAUGCUCUGUCGCCGAGAUGGAGGCGCCUCGAAAGGCAGCCCCGCGGUGAUCAUCAGCGUCCAGAGCCAAGAGACAGAGCGGCUGUCAGGUGUGCGGAUGCUUCUAGCUUGAGGACCCCCACAGUUGCGAAGUUCCUCACCCACCUUCUCAGUGCUUGGUGGUCCUCAGAGAGCUCACCAGAGAAGAAGGGAUGGCUGUCAGCCACCUCCCAGCCCUGGUCCAGGACUUGGUUACCUUCAAGGAUGUGGCUGUGCUCUUCACCCAGGAGGAGUGGGGCUGGCUGAGCUCUGCCCAGAGGGCCCUGUACCGGGACGUGAUGCUGGAGAACUACAGCAACCUGGUCUCGCUGGGACUCUCGAGAUUCAAACCAGAUGUGUUUUGUCACCUGGAGAAAGCAGACAAAUGCGUGACAGAGGAUGCUCAAGAAGGCUUUGUUCCUGGGGGGAUCACAAUGACCACGAGUAAGAAAUUUCUCAGGGCAGAUACCCCUAAAGAAGAAUCGGAUCCAUGGAUAAUGGAGGAGAGAGUCAGCAGAGGGACUCACUGGGAAUGUGCUAACCUGCUAGACUGGAAAUUCCAGGAUGGUCAAGAGGUCAGGUUGCAGCAAGUGGUCCUCACCCAGCAAGACACUCCAUCAAAGCUUUGUGGGCAGAAAGUCCCGGCAUCUGAGAAGGGCUGCACAGGGAACUCGCUACCCGUCCGAAGUCAGACAUCUCAAGCAAACAAAAAAGUGUUUGAAUGCAGUGAGUGUGGAAAGGCCUUCUCUCAGAGUUCCACCUUUAAGACACACCAGAAAAUUCACACUGAAAAACUCAGCACCAGUCAGGAAACGCCUAUUAAAGAAAAACGCUACGAAUGUAGAGAAUGUGGGAAAGCCUUUCACCAGAGUACACACCUCAUCCAUCACCAGAGAAUUCACACUGGUGAGAAACCAUAUGAGUGUAAGGACUGUGGGAAGGCCUUCUCAGUGAGCUCUUCGCUUACCUACCACCAGAAAAUCCACACUGGAGAGAAGCCUUUUGAAUGCGAUGUUUGCGGGAAAGCCUUUAUCCGGAACAUACACCUUUCCCACCACCAGAGAAUACAUACGGGAGAGAAACCUUUCCAGUGUGACAUUUGUGACAAAGCCUUUGUUUGCAGAGCGCAUCUCACCAAACACCAGAACAUCCACAGUGGGGACAAACCCUAUAAAUGUAAUGAGUGCGGGAAAGCCUUCAAUCAGAGCACAAGUUUUCUUCAGCACCAGAGAAUACACACCGGAGAGAAACCCUUUGAAUGCAACGAAUGUGGAAAGGCCUUCAGGGUGAACUCUUCCCUCACGGAACACCAGAGAAUUCACACGGGGGAGAAACCAUAUAGGUGUAGUGAGUGUGGCAAAGCGUUCAGGGAUAACUCGUCCUUUGCGCGACAUCGGAAAAUUCACACCGGAGAGAAACCUCACCGGUGUGGCGUGUGCGAGAAAGCCUUCAGGGACCAAUCGGCCCUCGUGCAGCAUCAGCGGAUUCACACAGGGGAAAAGCCUUACGCGUGUCACAUCUGCGAGAAAACCUUCAGUGACCACUCGGCCCUUACCCAGCAUAAGAGGAUCCAUACACGAGAAAAGCCAUACACGUGUAAAACCUGCGGGAAAGCAUUUAUUCGAAGCACACACCUCACCCAGCAUCAGAGAAUUCACACGGGAGAGAAACCCUAUAAAUGUAGCAAGUGUGGGAAAGCCUUCAACCAGACUGCGAACCUCAUCCAGCAUCAGAGGCAUCAUCUUGGAGAAAAAUGAUAUGAAUGCAGCUCGUGUGGGAAUGACGACAUUCACUACUGAAUAUAAGAGAAUACGUAAAGAAUCGCAAUGGAGUCUUUUAAUAGGAUCGUUGUAUUUACUGGGAGCCAAGUUCCAUGGUGCCAUGGGUUUUUGGGAAUGUUAAGGAUGGCAAACAUACCUCUCUUUUUAGUACUGCCUCAGUUGGAAAGUGGUAUUUUUUUAUUGGCCUGAAUUACCAAGUACUAGAACCAAAAUGAAACUUCAUUAAAAGCAUAAAUGUCAGUUUAUCAAGUUCACGGUUUGUUAAGAUAAUUAUAAAGUUAUAAAAAUUAAGGUUGAGAAGCAAAUGAACAAAAAUGUAAGAAAGUGGUCCAUACGCAUUUUGUUCUAGAUGUUCUUCUAUAAGAAAGUUGCCAUCUUUAGUCUCCCCUCACCCACAUCCGUGAUGCCUAGUUUAGAGACGUUGCCAUCAGUCACCCAUGCAUGAGUGGAGUCAUUUAAAUCAUGCUUCUUACGAGUCUGCUUCUGUUUCAGCCACCUUUGGGCAAGUCUCCUGGGCCUACCUGCUAACUUGCUCCUUAUCCGUGUUCUUCCGGGAAGGUUCAUUUGAACCACAUGACCCUCUUCUAACUUAGUUCCAACUAUUACCACGCUCCUUGUUAUCACCACCAUGGACCUCAUUCAUAACGUAGAUCUGAGCUGCAGAAUUGGCAGUGUCCAUUAUACUAGAUUUCACACCCAAAUCCAGCUUCCAGAACUCAAGGUCUCUUUCUCGAGGCAGAGAGUCAUCAAAGGUAUGGUACAAGACCUCAGCUAACUAUGAUACUGGUAAUACCUAAAUAAGGACUUUUACCCUCUGGCCGUUCCAAGCCAUUGUGAAGUUAUACUGUCCACAGGAGUCAGGGGCUUCAUCAGUUUCAAUGGGACAGGCCCUACCAUCUAGUUGUGGUUGAUAUUCCUGGCCACUCCCACUUUGACUCUCCAUAACCGCCAACAUGAGUGAGACAGGGCUUCUAAGGCCAGUUUUCAGAUGCUCUGGCCCAUUACUUGUUCCCCGUCAGUUCUUUGUACCUGACUGCAUUAGAGUGUAUCUGCCUCUCUCAUAUUAUUGGUCUUUGUCGAGCUUUUAUCUGGGUUUCCGAAGGUAUCAAUUCUAUCUAUGUUCUAUAAAAGCCUCUAAUUUCUGCUUAUAUGUUUGGAAGGUCAUUUCUUCUCCACUGUUGGGGCAUCUUACCACUUAAAGACUCCAUUGUUCUGACAGUGUUGGACAAUAUAUCGAGCAGUUCCAUGGGUCCUGAGAUGAACAAUAGCACCAUUGAGAUUCUCUCUGGUCAAGGCCAGACCCAGGCCUAAAGGCUGUGACUGGCUAAUCCUACAGGCAGGUCUUUCGCCGCCAUUAAUCCCUCGAUAUUGUUUUUAGACAUCACAAUCACAAUCACAACCACGCAUCUUUCUGUCUGCAGGCCCUGGGGACACACUUCCACACCACAAAGAACAAGGCAUCUGUACCACCAGUGGUAUGUACUCCACAAUGAAGAGGGAGGAGCCAAUAAACUCAUUCCAGGAGGGACGUUCUGGGUUCCUGGUUUGUGGAAGUGUUGUCUAUGAAGCUGGGUACUCUUGUCCCCUAAACUCCGCCCUCAGUUAAAGAAGAGGAAAUUCUAUAUUGUGUCAGACUCUAGGUUAUUACAUAGAUCUGGAAGCUUCAGGCACCUCAAAACCUGAGUUCAGUUCUCAGCAGUGUGGGCAAGCUUCUCAUGUUAAGUGGCUGAAAUCACAUGUCCUCCAUUGUGCAUCUUGGGAUCAUUGGCAUUUUGGGAGGUUAUGUGGCACUCCCAAGGGUGUGUACCCACACAGCCAUCUGCAAUAUCACAUGACUGGAACUGCAGACUGUGUAUCAACCUGCGGCACCGUGUUCCCUGUUAGUAACACCUGCUUACAGCACUCCAUAUGACCUGGGUCCUGACUCACACAAACCCUCCCUCGCCUUUACCAUGAGUCUCUAAGAGUUUGCAAGUUCCUUUUUGUUUUGUAUUGGUUUGUUUUGAGACAAAGGCUUCUGUAAGUCAGGCCUGUCCAAAACUCACUAAGUCCAAGGCGACCUCAAAUUUAUGGCAAUCCUCCUGCCUCAGGCUCCCAAGUGUCCUGCUAGAGAGUCACAUUUCUCAUUUUGCCGUUCAUCUUUUUGCUGAUAACAAAGUUGCCACCUCCAAAUGGCAAGUACUGUACAUGUGUCAGGGUGACUAUCCCCUUUAUCUUAGUGACAGCCUAAGAGAGUGGCUGCAGUCUCCUUUUCUCUGAGCUCAUCUUCCUCAGGUGUCACUUGCAUGUUUAUGUGUAUCUUGCACUUGCCUGGUACCUGUGGAAGCCAGGAGAGGGAGUUGGAUCCCCCGAUGAAGUUACUUCAUUGCCCAAGUACUAAUGAAAACAAUCAGCAUUUCAUUUCUGUCCAUCUGACACUCAGAGCAGCCCCCAC
Microtus oregoni (creeping vole) is the source of this 4276-nucleotide messenger RNA. It is a transcript of the gene Znf454, whose product is annotated as zinc finger protein 454. NCBI's taxonomy places the organism in Eukaryota, Metazoa, Chordata, Mammalia, Rodentia, Cricetidae. The transcript has 5 exons. The coding region runs from base 235 to 1818 and encodes 527 amino acids. Gene Ontology annotation, biological process: regulation of DNA-templated transcription. The record is from RefSeq and is a predicted model, not a curated record.